AUGUGCUUCGCUAACUCUUCCAGACAUAAACUCCACGAAAUCACUCAAGAAACCCCUCAAGAAACUCAAGACGGUGUUGAAAACUACGACGAAAUUUUCCUCGGUGAAUUAAACAAGCCUAACGGAAACGAAAUACUCACUGGCAUUAAAGUAAACAACAAAGUCAUCAGCUUCAAAAUCGACACUGGCGCUCAGUGUAAUAUAAUGCCACUCAACGUGUUCACUUCACUAAACGACAAACCAACUCUUCACCAGACAAACACCAAAAUAAAGGCCUACGGAGGAACCCAAGUACGAAUUCGUGGUAAAUGCUACAAGAACAUCGAACACAACAACAAGAAAAUUCAUAGCGAAUUCUACGUCGUUGAAAUCGACAACUCGAAGCCACUGAUUGGUCUACAAACAUGCCGUGACCUCGACCUCAUUAGCAUAAAUGAUGUCUGUGAAAUUCACCAAGCCGAACAAAACAUUUUCGUAGAGUAUCAAGAUGUUUUCAAAGGUAUUGUCCUCGUCAAUGGUCAAUACCACAUCGAAAUUAAAAGUGAUGCUAAACCUACAAUUCAUCCAUCAAGAAAAGUCCCACUGAGUUUAAUGCCACGCUUGAAAUCAACACUAGAAAAUCUCACGGAGACAGGAAUUAUCAGCAAAGUUGACCGAGCUACAGACUGGGUAAACAGCCUGGUCAUAGUAGAAAAAAGAAAUGGACUGCUACGACUGUGCCUAGAUCCCAAACAUCUAAAUCAAGCCAUCAAAAGAGAGUACUACAACCCACCGUCAGCCGAAGAAAUCUCAAAUAAACUCAAUGGCACUGAGUUGUUCACUGUAAUUGACAUGACAAGCUGCUACUGGCACAAGAAACUUGACGAAGAAUCUUCUUACCUUUGCACAUUCAACACUCCAUUUGGGAGAUAUAAAUUUAACCGGAUGCUAUUUGGAAUCUGUUCAGCAUCUGACGUCGCGCAGAAAAUGGUUGAUGAAUAA
Xenia sp. Carnegie-2017 is the source of this 981-nucleotide messenger RNA. RefSeq lists its product as uncharacterized. The transcript has a single exon. The coding region runs from base 1 to 981 and encodes 326 amino acids. The record is from RefSeq and is a predicted model, not a curated record. NCBI's taxonomy places the organism in Eukaryota, Metazoa, Cnidaria, Anthozoa, Malacalcyonacea, Xeniidae.